This is a messenger RNA of Yamadazyma tenuis ATCC 10573, 1216 nucleotides long. RefSeq lists its product as uncharacterized. The record is from RefSeq and is a predicted model, not a curated record. Lineage: Eukaryota; Fungi; Ascomycota; Pichiomycetes; Serinales; Debaryomycetaceae.
GCCUCCUAACAACAAACCACCAAUAUGGAACCUUUUCGAGCGGACGUCCCGGUAAACUUGAGUUCGCCAGUACGUAUAGCCUUAUUAGGUGGUGCUAAGACCGGCAAAACCUCGAUUCUCUCCAAACUUAUCCACAAUAUCUACACAGAUACAUACUAUCCCACCGUACAAACAAACUCCAUGCUCUUCACUUACACACCCGAAUCCGAUACCAGCCGUGUGGUGCUUGGAGCUGCCGGUGAGAUUCCCCUGCAGGUAGCCGCCAACGUUGAAUUGAGUCCGGUCUUGAAAAAACUCCGCAAACCACCUUUAUCGCUCAAGAAAAGUCGAACGGUGAGCGACUCGGCAGGUGCCGAUAUUGUGAUUUUGAACGAUUCCCAAUACUACCGCAGCUUCAACUACAAGGCAGACAAACGCCCGAAGCACCCCACCGUGACUCCCAUCCUCGUAGAGGCGAUCGACACCCCAGCGUAUAAGUCAGACUUCAUUCCGUUCCUUGAGUCUUCGCUUUACACCAAUCUUGAUAAAGACGUGCUAAAGAACCUUGCUAACGAGCCGCGGCGGCACGUGCUGACGUUGCCGCUACUUGUGGCAAGUGGUGCCGGCGAGUUGAACGGCUCGGUCGAUGGCUACUUUUAUGUGUACAGUGCUAUACCCUCAUACAGCCCCCCGCUGUAUGAUGACUAUAGCAAACCCGAUUCCACUCCUGGCGACGACAGCUUGACGGUGCUCCACAAAAUUAAAACGUCCAUCGACGAGGCCUGGAAAGAAUACUACACCUAUAAGCUGAAAUGGGAGGAAGGGAAGGAAGCAGACAUUUAUUCGGUUAAAACCGCCAUUAAGAACUUCCUUUCGAGCAAGAACUUCCAAGAAGAGGAGUCCAAAAAAUUCAAAAAGAGGGGCUACCAUACCAACUUGCUUCCGAUUCCCACAGACCCUGCCGACCUGGACUGUCCGCCACCCAUCUGGAUUAUCUGCACCCAUGGUAGUAGUCCCUUGGCAUCACCUAAGCUGAUUGAGAAUGGCCGCAAAACUGCUGCCGAAUGGGGAUGCGGAUUUAUUUGCUUAGACAUCAAAGACGCUUCCAUCGACUACGUAGUUGCCCUUAUGAUUCGGGAGAUAGUUGAGCGCAAGCGACUCCAGCAACUUCGUGAACAAACCUCUAAGAACUGAGCUAUUUAUAUCUCUUUUGUCAAUACAUUCUUUUGCAUCUUUC